AUGAAGUACGAGAGUGUUGCAGUCCCCCUAAUCCUUGCUGCCUUUGUGGCGGUGGCUUCAUCGGAGCGAGCUCUAGUCGAUGAAAUACGAACAUCAUGCAAUGAUUGGUGUAGAAAGGAACAUAAACUCCCCGCCGACAGCAAGCAAUGUGAAGACUUUUGUGUCUUCUCAAGCAAGUACCUCAUUGAGGCUUAUGAUUUGGAGAAAGUGACAUCCAAGAGAUUGGAUAAAUUCCGAGUCUUGUGCAAUGAGGGGUGUCCUAAGGAAUUUAAGGACCCCAACAUCAUCAAGAAGUGUGUAGACUAUUGCAACGUUGAGGCUAAGGAGAUGACAGAGACCUUUGCAAAAGAUAAGAUUGAAUAG
Messenger RNA from Panicum virgatum (switchgrass), 363 nucleotides. RefSeq lists its product as uncharacterized. The coding region runs from base 1 to 363 and encodes 120 amino acids. Lineage: Eukaryota; Viridiplantae; Streptophyta; Magnoliopsida; Poales; Poaceae. The transcript has a single exon. The record is from RefSeq and is a predicted model, not a curated record.